AUUAUCUACCAAUCUUCGAGUAAUUAACCCAAUGGACCCGUUGCGGCGAAAUCCACUUCUGGCGGUGAUCAAGUGCGAGAUGUGUCCCAACCGAGUGUACCACUUCGUGACCGGACUGUGCGCCCGCUGCCUGACCAUUUGGUGCGGAAGGAGGCAGCUGGACGGGAUGCGGUUCAGCUUGGAUCAAACGCGGUCGGUCAUUGUUAGCAUGGUCCGGGGUCCUCAGGACCUGAGCCAAAUGGACCCCGUUUUCCGGCAAGCGCUGGAUGAGGUCAGGUUGCAGCGCCUCCAGAGGGUCGACCUUUUCCAAAAGUUGCGCCACCAGUUCCAACUCGGAGUGCUCCACACACCGUUUCACGACCCACAGCCCCAAUUUGUCACCGAGGAAGAUUAUUGGAAUGUUCCGGAAAUCACCGAUUCAGAUUUGCAGACGUUUCAGAACGAAGUUGACCUGCUGAGCGAUGUGCCCCGGCAGUCACUAACUGACCUUGACCCGAACAACAAUGAAUUUGAUUAUUUUAAAGAAUAGAAUUUAUGUGCAAAUGUUUUCUGUUAGACAGAAACAAAUUAAUUGCAAAAUACACUCAUUUUAAAAUGAAAUAUAACGCUUUUAAUACGGAUUGAAUAAAUACUAAA
Molecule: messenger RNA, 636 nt
Organism: Drosophila elegans
Lineage: Eukaryota; Metazoa; Arthropoda; Insecta; Diptera; Drosophilidae
Exons: 1
Coding region: 32-529 (165 amino acids)
Source: RefSeq, a predicted model, not a curated record